AUGUGCCACGUGGCAGAAAGGCGAGGUUUCGUUGAUGGAUACGAGGGGAAGGGGAUAAGAGAGAAGGGGAAGCGGAAAAGAGGAGAGGAGGGGAAGGGGAAGAGUGGAAAUGAGCGAAAGGGGAAAAGAGGAGCGGAGGGGAGGGGGAAAAGAGGAGAUGGGGAGAAGGGGAACGAAGCAGAUGAAAGGAAAGGGGGUGAGAGGCAGGAUCAGGCAGGUGGUGCGGAGGAUGGGAGGAAGGGUAGUGAAGGAGCAGUGGGUGCGGAAGCCGAGGGCGCUGAUGGGACGAGGCUGCACAGCCAGCGGAGGAGGAGGGGGAGGCCGCGGAAAGUCGUCUCUGAUCGUGGUGCUGCUGUCCCGUCUGCUGGUGCUGGCAGGGAAGCGAACGGGCGGGGUGGUGGCAGCGAUGGGAGUGCUGUCUGGAGCGAAGAGCAGCAGCAGGAUGAGAUGGGCGGUGCUUCCGAGCUGGAGGAGCUCCACCAUGGUCUCAGCAGCAGUGGACGUUCUCAUGAUGAUAACGCUGCCCUCAACACCUUCUCCUCCCCCCACACGCCCAUUCCCACCCCCAUACCCACUCCCCCCUCCUCGCCCCCACCGUCGCUACACGCGCAGUUCCAAGACCUCUACUCCACGCAUCUCGCGCACAUGGCCCCGCCCUUCGCCUCGCAGCGAGCCACGAGGGACAACGCCAUGGCCUUGCUCGCCCUGCACGCCCCGCCCCACACCCUCGCUGCCAUCUUCCGCGCCUGCUCCUCGCUCUUCCUCGUGCCGCUCACCCACCGCAUCCGGGCAGCUCUUGAGAUCUUUUCUGCCCACGGGCUGCCCGAGUCGCUGUUUCUGAGUGUCAUCCGGCGGGUGCCCGAGCUGAUUCUGGAUGCCCGGCUGGAUGACUCUCUUCCCAGCGCCGCUCCCUCCCACCUCCCCUCCACCGAUCUCCCUCACAUACAGCAGGUGCUGCAGUUCCUCUUCCUGCACCUCCCUCCCCCCACUGUCGCCAAGCUGCUGCACUCGGCUGCGUGCCGUGUCUUCCGCACGCCCCUGCCCUCGCUCCUGCUGCACCUCUCCGCAAUGCACUCCAUCCUCGCCCCCCCUCACUCCCUCCUCCUCCGCUACCCCCUCGCCCUCCGCUUUUCUCCUGAGACCCUCAAACAGAGGCUUUCGCGAUUGGCUGAGAUUGUGCCGCUGACAGGAGCGCAAGAGGGGGUGGGAGGUGAAAACGGAAGUGGAGGAGGGGAUGGAGAGGCGAGAGCGAGAAGGAAGAUAAGACUUCACUCUGCCUCUCUUCUCCCGAUCCCUCCUCUCGAUCCUUCUCUUUCAUUCUCGGCGGAUGCAGCAGUGCUCUCCCUCGUGUGCAGGCAACCACACAUUCUCCAUGCCAAAAAGAAAACCAUGCAGGAUGUGGUAACCACACUCACCACUCUCUUUGGCCCACAAGGCACGUCCUACGUGCUCGCCCGCCACCCAGCCCUGCUCACCGUCUCCCCUCGCACAAUCGAAGAGGCCAUGUUCGGACUUAUCGACAUUUUUGGCGAGGAAGUUACCCUAGAUAUGGUUCAGCGCGAGCCGGGGAUCAUACAGGUGCGGCACAGCACACUCCGGCCGAAGAUUGAGUUUGUUCUCGGGGAGAUGAUGCGCAGCAAGGAGGACAUCAGGGUGUGGCCCAACGUGCUGCUGCGCAGCCUGCCGCACAUGCUGGUGCCGCGGUACUUCCUGGUCACGAGGAAGGACCGCCAUGCCGCCAGGGUACUGUCCCUGCCGUGCCUCUUCAGCCACUCCGACGUGCGGUUCAGGAGGAGAUGGGAGGUCAGUGAUGCCGACUGGAGUAAGGCGCUUAUGGUGGGAGAAGUGUGGGAAGCCAGGAGGAAGGAGGGUGUGUUGGCUGGUGCAAAUAAGUGA
This is a messenger RNA of Closterium sp. Yama58-4, 1896 nucleotides long. NCBI's taxonomy places the organism in Eukaryota, Viridiplantae, Streptophyta, Zygnematophyceae, Desmidiales, Closteriaceae. The record is from the annotation of a GenBank genome assembly.